This is a messenger RNA of Puccinia graminis f. sp. tritici CRL 75-36-700-3, 1686 nucleotides long. RefSeq lists its product as uncharacterized. Gene Ontology annotation, cellular component: cytosol; mitochondrion. The record is from RefSeq and is a predicted model, not a curated record. Gene Ontology annotation, biological process: tyrosyl-tRNA aminoacylation. Gene Ontology annotation, molecular function: tyrosine-tRNA ligase activity; ATP binding; RNA binding. NCBI's taxonomy places the organism in Eukaryota, Fungi, Basidiomycota, Pucciniomycetes, Pucciniales, Pucciniaceae. The transcript has 7 exons. Bases 38 to 1609 code for a protein of 523 amino acids.
UUGUUCAUUUUUCUUAUCUCCCUCUGUUUGUUAAGCUAUGCACUCGAGUGGAAUCUUCAGAAAUUGCACAACCAGAUUCAAGCCGUCAACGAGAUCCAGCACUCGAACAUUCCGUGGUCAUUCAUUCAUCAAUACCAUCUACGACCGGCACUAUUCUCAAUCGAAACCGGAGCAACCUCCGAAGGCUGAUGUGAUCGAGGAGCUUGAGAAGCGAGGGCUGAUUGCGCAGGUGACCAGUCGUGCCAUUCGACAGCAUUUGUUAGAUCACCAACGCACAAUCUAUCUCGGUAUCGAUCCCACUGCUCAGUCUUUACACGUCGGAAAUCUGGUGGUGCUCAUUGCCCUACUUCACUUCACGCUCAAGGGACAUCAGACCAUCGUUUUGCUCGGAGGAGCCACUGGAUCAGUCGGAGAUCCGUCUGGACGAAACUCGGAAAGAGUAGCUCUAUCGGAAAACGUCUUGAAAGAUAAUGUCCAAUCCAUCGAAAAACAGUUGGAGAAAUUGCUUUCAAAUAGUUUCAAACAUGCUUCCAACAUGUUAUCAAUGAAGCCCCCGACAGAUAGUCAUUCGAUCACUCCAUCAUUACCUACGAUCAAGAACAAUCUGGAAUGGAUGAAAGAUCUUUCUCUGUUGGAGUUUCUGGGCUCUGUGGGUAGGGUCGCACGCGUGUCGGCUAUGCUCGCAAGGGAUAGUGUCAAGCAACGAUUAGAAUCAGGAUCAGGAAUAUCAUUUACAGAGUUUACAUAUCAACUAUUACAAGCGUAUGACUUUGCCCAACUACGCUCGAGAUAUCGAUGCACGAUCCAACUUGGAGGAAGUGACCAGUAUGGAAACAUUAUGAGCGGAAUCGAGUUGAUGAGCAAACUGCAAAGCUCGCCAGCCAGUGAUCCUGUCGCUCAGACACGAUCCCGGGAAUCGGAUCCGGAGACCACUUCCAACCGGAAUGUCGCCUUUGGACUUACUAUCCCUUUGCUGACUACUAGAGAGGGCGAAAAGUUCGGGAAAAGUGCCGGUAAUGCCGUCUGGCUUGAUCCUAAGCUGACUUCUCCGGUGGAGUUUUACCAGACAUUUAUAUCCAUACCCGAUUCAGAAGUGUUGAAAUAUUUGAAAAUGUUGACCUUUGUUCCAACUGAAGAACUUGAUCAAUGUCUGCAAAGUUCAACAAAAAAUCCGGAUUCGAAAAGAGAGCUUCAAAAACUGUUGGCCAGAGAAGUGACACUAUUAGUACAUGGAGAGAAAGGAUUGAGACAGGCGAUUCAGGGAACAGAGUUUCUCUUCCCCACCGAGUCCAAACUUGAGUCUGAUAGUCGAGAUCAUUGGAGCAAAGAGAAACUGGAUGAAACGUUUGAGAACUCUCCGAAUUGGAUCGAACUGAAGUCUUUUGAAGUGAUCGGACGAUCGCUUGGAGAUCUGUCAGUCACUAGUAAACUCUUCCAAUCUAAAGGCGAGGCUAGAAGGGCGAUCAAAGCUGGAGGAGUUCGGUUCAAUCAUCGCCAGAUCACCGAUUUCGAUCAACUUGUGUCGCAACAUCACUUGAUCGACUCGGCUUACUUGUUACUGAUGCGUGGCAAGAGCGGCUACUAUAAAGUGGUGAAAGUUGUUCAUUGACUUCCUGAUUCUUGUCUUCUCUAUUUUCACAUUCACAUCACCUUGUUUUGCAAUAUAUCUGCAAACCUCACUGCAUA